AUGCUAGUGAAUCAGGAACUACAUGAGAAUAGAAGGACCCACUUUUGUUUUCCAGUAGGAAGUGAGAGGAUUCCGGAGUGGUUCGAGCACCAAAGCAUAAUAUCAAUGAGAAUUUUUUUCUGGUUUCGUAACAAGAUCCCUUCCAUAGUUCUCUUCUUUUCUACUAAUUUUGUUCAUCGAUGGCGGCCACAAAUAUACCUUUUCUCUCAAGGAAUUUACCGGGGUUUCCUUUUUGUGUAUGUAUGA
Lathyrus sativus (Indian pea) is the source of this 246-nucleotide messenger RNA. The record is from the annotation of a GenBank genome assembly. NCBI's taxonomy places the organism in Eukaryota, Viridiplantae, Streptophyta, Magnoliopsida, Fabales, Fabaceae.